Messenger RNA from Amborella trichopoda, 2387 nucleotides. RefSeq names its product aspartyl protease family protein 1. Gene Ontology annotation, biological process: proteolysis. Gene Ontology annotation, molecular function: aspartic-type endopeptidase activity. The record is from RefSeq and is a predicted model, not a curated record. Lineage: Eukaryota; Viridiplantae; Streptophyta; Magnoliopsida; Amborellales; Amborellaceae.
CUUGUACUCACCUCUCAAGUUUAACUCUCCCUCUCUCUCUAAACUUUAUCAAGUGUUUCUCUCUCUAGACUUUUGUAAGGUUCUUUAUGGACGUUUGUUUCGCGGCUUCAGACGGUCUCGCACUCUCUCUCUCUUUGUCGCAGUCUCGCACUUUCUCUCUCUUUGUCGCAGUCUUGCACUUUCUCUCUCUAAGUCGCAAACCAGGACUUAUGAAACCCCUCCGUUCACGCUAUCACCUCUCUCAUCCUCUUUCUGAAUCCCUGAAUUGUGAUUUGCGCUGAACACCUCUUCUCUCUCUAACCAGCCAUAUUUGAAAAGCGGAUAUCUCUCUUUGAAGGACCCACUUUCCAAAAAUUCCGAGGUGAUUGAACCCUAGAAUAUUCAAAGAGAGGAGAAAAUUGUUGAAGAUUCAAACCCUAAUUCCCUCUUUUGCAACUAUUCGGCCGUUUUCCCUUUGACUUUCAAGUUUCAACAACCUUCUCCACACCUAAACCGUAUAUCCCUUGGCUUUCAGUGAAAUGCUGAUCUAUCUAGGGUUUCUUCGACCCCAGAGGCUUGAUAUUGGAGGGUUUCAGGCCUUGGAUCAGCUGAAAUCACCGUAGCCAUGGGGCUAUCUGGCGGACAGAUUGCCAUCUUCUGGUUUCUAGGGUUUGGAUUCUUGUUUUGGAGCUGCCAUUGCCGCCAAACCUUUGGCUUUGACCUUCAUCAUAAGUUUUCAGAGCCUGUGAAGGAGUGGAUGAGCUUGAGACAUGGAAUUGGAUAUGAAGAAUGGCCAGAGUCAGGGAGUGAAGAUUAUUACUUGUCACUUGUUCACCAUGACCAUAAUUUGAGAGGUCGAGGGAUCUCUGAGAUUGGAGCUCCACUCACUUUUGCAGAUGGAAACACCACAUUCAAGCUCUCGUCCCUCGGAUUCUUGCAUUAUUCAUUUGUGACACUUGGGACACCAAACGUGACAUUUCUUGUGGCACUUGAUACUGGUAGUGACCUUUUCUGGGUUCCAUGCGAUUGCAGUAGAUGUGCUCCUACUUUAUCCAUGAGUUACGGAUUUGACUUUGAGCUGAACAUUUAUAAUUCCAAUGCAUCAUCCACGAGCAAGCAUGUCUCCUGUAGCAACAGCCUUUGUCAGUGGCAAAGUGAGUGUUCAAGAUCAACAGGUCAUUGCCCUUACCAGGUUUCAUAUGUUUCUGAUGAUACAUCAUCUUCUGGGGUCUUAAUCGAGGAUGUUUUGUACCUGACUACUGAUGAUAGUCAAGUUGUUAAGGCACCAAUAACAUUUGGCUGUGGGCAGGUGCAGAGUGGGUCGUUCUUGGACGCUGCCGCUCCAAAUGGUCUAUUUGGACUAGGCGUAGAGAAGUUAUCGGUCCCUAGCAUUUUAUCCGGACUGGGUCUUAUACAUGAUUCAUUUUCGAUGUGCUUUGGACAAGAUGGUAUUGGGAGGAUCCGUUUUGGAGACAAUGGCAGUUCAGAUCAAGAAGAAACCCCAUUCAAUCUAGAUCAAUCAUACCCAACAUACAAUAUCAGCAUAACUGACAUACAAGUGGGAUCGAGUUCCAUAAAGACAGGAUUUAGUGCUCUUUUUGACUCUGGCACCUCCUUCACUUAUUUAGCGGAUCCAAUUUAUACGCGCCUUGCUAAGAGUUUUGAUAUACAGGUGCCAGAUAAACGACAUCAGCCUGAUUCAAGGCUUCCUUUCGAAUAUUGUUACAAUGCCAGUUCCAAUGUGAAUUCUAACAUUCCAGAUGUGAGUUUGCUGAUGCAAGGCGGGAGCCGGUUUCCUAUUUAUGACCCAAUUAUUUCAUUCUCCACUCAGGGUCACAUUGUUUAUUGCCUGGCGGUUGUGAAGGGCGAAGGCAUGAAUAUUAUUGGGCAGAACUUUAUGACGGGCCUCCGUAUAGUUUUUGACCGGGAGAAACUCGUCUUGGGUUGGAAAAAAUUCAAUUGUUACGAUGUUGAGAAUACCAGCACUCUUGACAUCAAACCGCCAUACACAGUACCUCCAUCAAGUUCUGUUGCGCCAGACAAUUAUGCACCAGAAGACACAAAAACGAUGGGAAAUACAACACAAGUUUCUAUACCACCACCACCACCUCUCUCUGAUGCAGCAAGACUCUUCGUCUUUGGUUUCACACGUGCGCUAUCCCCACUUUUCCUUUUGUUUGUGGCCCUCUUUUGACACAUACACACACCCUCUCUCUCUCUGUGAUGGCUCAUGUAUUAUUGUGGGCUUCACCUCGUUUUGGUCUCUCAGAGUUCUGUUGUGCUACACCAUGUGAAACGGCGUUCUAUGUAAAUAUGGUUUUAUGAUGAGGGCUGACAUGGUGGUGCUCAGAAGUAUUUAUGCUCAUGUUCUAUUAGUGAUGAUUGUUCUAUUAUUCAUGUUCGUGCCA